Molecule: messenger RNA, 10277 nt
Organism: Contarinia nasturtii (swede midge)
Lineage: Eukaryota; Metazoa; Arthropoda; Insecta; Diptera; Cecidomyiidae
Product: apolipophorins-like
Exons: 13
Coding region: 98-10036 (3312 amino acids)
Biological process (GO): lipid transport
Molecular function (GO): lipid carrier activity
Source: RefSeq, a predicted model, not a curated record
GGAGCGGCGAAGUAUUUCAGUUUUCAUUCCUUAAGCGCACAUAAAACAUCGACGACAAAAUUUGAUGAAAGCAAAUUAGGAAAGAAAUUCGGCUACAAUGCUAAAGUUUACAUUAUUUUUAAUUAGUGUAGUUUUUUUCAACUGCAUUUUUGCGGCGCCUCUAAGCAAACAGGGGAAUGGAUGCAAACAAGGUUGCCCAUCAACAAGCAAAGGAAGCAAAUUAAAAUAUCAACCCGGCCAAGUGUAUAGCUAUAACUUCGAAAGUACAGUAUCGAUUUCAUUAACUGGAAAUGAUCCCCAAGAUAUUCAAUUGCAAGUUCAGGGUACAGCUCAUGUGCACGGCUAUUCAAAUUGCCAAUAUGGUUUGGAUUUGAAUGAUGUAACAUUGAUUGGACCGGAUAAGGCCAAGACAAAGUUCAAUAGCAAAUUACAAUUAUCGAAAAUCGUACAAUUCACAUUAUCCGACGAUAAAUUAGAAUCGGAGAUUUGCGCCAGCCCAGACGAUUCCGAUGUUUCGUUGAACAUUAAACGAGCAUUGAUUUCAUUGUUGCAAUUGAAUGAUGGAUCCGCUGAAGAAGUCGAUGUUUUCGGUAAAUGUCAAACAAACUAUGCCGUCACAAAGAACGAUGAUGGUUCAUAUGUUGUUACCAAAACUCGUGACUUGAACUCAUGCAGUCACCGUGAAAGCUUUGUCAAUGGUAUUAUUACUGGUGUUUUCAAUGAAAACAGCAACAUAAAAUCGACCCCAUUAUUGAACGGCGAUUAUACCAAUGAAGUUCGUGUCAAUCGUAACGGCAUCGUUGAAUCGUCUCAAGUUGUUGAAGAUUAUGUGUUGGUGCCGUUUUCAAAUGGUGAUGCCGGUGUUCGUGCACGUGUUGUCACAUCAUUUCGAUUGAAAGACCAAAAACCAAAUGGCGGUGAAACACUAUCGGUUUCAGUACCACGGUCGUUGAUCUAUGAAAGCGUUAAAAAACCACAAGCCGUUAACUACAAAACCGCAAAAGAAUCGCUGUUUGGCAUUUGCAAAACAUAUGAACAACGUAAAAACACUGUUGGUGCUCAAGUUGCUGGCCAAUUCACCGAAACCAUUCGUUUGUUGCGCUACUUGAAAAAGGAUGACAUUUUACUAUUGCAUAAAGAUGCAAGCAAUCCAAUUUGUCGCAAAGUAUUUUUGGAUGCUGUUUUCCGUGUUGCCAGCGCUGAGUCGAUCAAUGCAAUCGCAUCGCUAUUGGAAAAUAAUAAAAUUCACGAAAAACGUUUGGCCUAUCUUUCAUUCAAUUUGGCUACAUCGGUUAACAAGGAAACUAUAAACAUUUUGACGAAAUUGCUCGAAAAGGACGUUCUAAAAGAAGGUUAUUUGAGCAUUGGAAACUUAGUCAAAAAAUACAUACAACAAAAUGGUAACGAAAAUGAUGCUGAUCUCGUGAAAUUACUUGAUAAAUUGGCCGAUAAGUUGGGUAACUGCAAAAGCGCAAAACGUCACCAAGAAGAUGUGAUUGUUGCCAUUUUGAAGGGAUUACGUAGUGCUGAAGGUGUCACUGGAUCACUUUUGGAUAAAUUGGUGAAAUGUGCAAGUGAAGGUAAUGCCGGGCGUGUUCGUGCCGCUGCCAUUCAAGCAUUUGCAUCGGCCUCAUGCGACAACAAAAUCCAAUCGGCUGCAUUGAAUCUCUUGAAAAAUCGUAAAGACGAUUCGGAAUUCCGUAUUGAAGCAUAUUUAGCUUUGGUCGAUUGUUCAUCACCAGAAAUUGCCGAUGAAGUAUCAAAAUUAUUGGAUGACGAACCUGUUUAUCAAGUUGGCUCAUUCAUUGUUUCGCAUUUGAAAAAUUUACGUGCAUCAACCGAUUUGUACCGAGAAAAGGCACGUAACGAUUUUGCUGAUGUUACUGCAUCGAAGAAAUUCCCAAAUGACAUUCGUAAAUUCUCAUUUAAUCAUGAAUUCUCCUAUGAAUUUGGAUCGCUUGGUUUGGGCGGUAGCAUUGACAGCAACGUCAUUUACUCGCAAAAAUCAUUCACACCACGUUCACUUCGCACCAAUUUAACCGGUGAAUUGUUCGGCACAAGCUUCAACAUUUUCGAACUGAGCGGACGUCAAGAGAACUUCGAUUUGGUGUUGGAGCAUUAUUUUGGCCCCAAAGGAUAUUUCAACACAUUGAACAAACAGGAGGCUCUGUCUAAAAUCCAUGACUACGUUAGUGGUGGAGCAUAUCGUCCAAAACGUAGUAUCGCCCAAGAGGCGGACAAUUUCGGAAAAGAUUAUGUCGGUUCAUCGGGUCGCGAUGUUGAUUUUGAUUUUUCGGUGAAAAUGUUCGGUUCGGAAUUGUAUUUCUUGAGUUUGGGUGACAAUUUACCAUCAGAAAGCAAAGAUUUCACAAAAGAAUUCGGUCGCUUAUUGCAAAACUUCUUGAAAGAUGCCAAAGAACGCAAAAAGAAACAAUAUGAAGUUCACUCGUUGUUCCUUGAUGCUGAAUUCUCAUACCCAACCAGUUCCGGUUUUCCAUUGAAGAUUCAAUCACAAGGUGCGGGUGCGUUCCGCUUGGAAGCUUCACUCAAGGCUGACUUUAAGGACAUUCAAGCCAAUCCAAAGAACACGAAAUUCGCGGUCAGCGUUUCGCCAAGUUACAACGUUGAAUUGAGUGGAAUUAUUAGCGUUGAUGGCUAUGAAGUAACGACCGGUGUAAAAGUUACCAGCAAUGUGCACAGUGCAACUGGUGCCCAAUUGUCAUUCGAGCUAUUGAAUCAAGGCAAAGGUGUUGAUGUUAAAGUCGAUUUUCCACUUAAAAAACAAGAAAUUCUCAGUUUUGAUCAUGAUAUCGUUUUUAUCCAACAAAACUUGGGUCAUCCAAGCAUUAUACACAAUUUGAAAUCGGCACAAAAGAAAGAUGUUAGCAAUAACGAAGAUUGUUUCGAUCAAUUCCAAAAAUAUUUGGGUGUAACCGUUUGCUAUGAAUUGAAAUACAAAAAAGGCGAAAAAUUGGUGAACAGUCGUUUGUUCCCAUUGAAUGGGCCAGUUCAUGCAUCGGCUUAUAUUGAAAUUGAAAAACAAUACCAUUUUAAUGCCGCGUAUGACGAUUCAAUUCAACAAAAACGGACAUUAGAAUUGGUGUUCGAUACACCCGAAUCAGUAGACAAACGUAAAGUAUCAGUUAAAUUCGAAGGUGCCAUUCAACCAAAGGCAUACCUAAGCGCCGAAAUUGUAUCACCAUACAAAUCGGUAAACGCUGAAAUCGGUGUCAAUAAUGACGACAAAGAAUUGACCAUCUAUGGACAAGCCAACAGUGAUGCCUUGCAAUAUUUGUUGAAAUUCGGUUUCAAAAAGAGUGGAUCAGGUACACGUCGUGAAUACACACCAAUCAUUGAGUACAACAAUCCAGAAGAAAUUCCAUACAAAGUGAGCGGAAAACUAAUUGUCGAUUCAUCACAACCACCGAAGAUGCGAUACAAUUUCGAAAAAUUGACCAUUGAGCCAGCACAAAGUGAUGGAAAAUUCGGUCCAUUGGUGUUUGAUGGAUGGUUUGAACAUGAAAAACUUGAACAUUUUGAAACAGCUAUGGAUGUUAAAUACAAGGAUAAUACGGCCAAUAUUAAAGGUAACGUUAUUGCCAAAAACCAAGAAUUGGAUUUGGAUUUGUCACUUUUGAGUGAUGUUGCUGAAUUUGCCAACGGUCGUGUGAAAUUCCAUUACAAACGUGGUCAAAAACAAUGCAAAAACUCAUUUGUAUUUGUGUAUGGCCGUGACUUGGAAUCGACAACCAAACGCAUUGAAUUAACCACCGACUAUGAAUUCGAGAAAAAGGACGAUAAAUACGUUAGCAUUGCUGGCAAAAACACGCUCAUCAUUUCACCAAUUCCAAUCAAGCUUGUGCUUAACGGUGGAUACCGUGCGGGACAUUUUGACUACGAAUUUAUUGGUGGCUAUGCCCAAAAUGAAGUAUCAUCAAAAUUGAAUGCUGAUGUUAACAAGAAGAGCAAAGGCGAUUGGAAUAUUAAAAUCAAUGGAGCCGUGAAUAAUCACAAUAUUGAACUGGUAUCAUCACGUGACAUCGAUGAUGCGGCUCAACGAUCGGUCGUUAAAAAUGAAUUGAAAUCAAGUGGCGGAGCCAGUGUUUCUGUCAACGCAAAAUUCGAUAAUCAUUUCAGCACUCAAAAGAUUGAUUUUGCUGCCGACGGUGUUGUUGUAGUUGGACGUGGACAAAAACCAUUGAAAUUGGACUUUAAAUUUUUGCUCAAUCCAAAGUCUGCUCAAAGUAACGGAAAAUUGCUGGCCGACAAUGCAGAAGUCUUUUCAUUUAAUGCCGUUCUCAAUCGUAAUGAAGGCAAUGUCAACAAUCCAACCACCGCAAAAUUGGAAAUCAGUGUACCAGAUUUUGUAUCGGCUCACGGUGAUUACAAUUCGGUGAAAGGUAAAGGUAAAUCGGAAUUCAUUGUAACAUUCCAGAAAUUCGAUCGUAAAGUUAAAGUUGUCACCAAUUACGAAGUUGGCACCAAUAAAUUCGAUUUGCUUAACGAUUUCUACUACAAUUUUGAAAAGGAUAAUUCGCGUCACAUUGCAUUCGAGACAAAGAAUAAAUAUGCAAGCAAUUCAUUCGACAGCGUCAACGAAGUCGAUAUUAACGGCGAGAAAUUCCAUUUUGCAAUCGAUGGAAGCAAAACCGGUAACUUUAAGAAUGGAAAACAAAAUGGUAAAUUUACAUUGCGUUUGCCAACGGAACGUGAAAUUGUUGGUACAUUGGAUCGUCAAGUAGAUUAUACAUCAGCAAAAGCAACCGCAUACGGUGUCGCUAAGAUUACCGACACCAUUGCACAGGGUGGACGCAAACAACGUUCCAUUGAAUUCAGUCGCACAUUGAAAGAUGGAGACCGCGAAAAACGAUUGUUUGAUGUUUACCAUAAGCUUACACUCACCGAUUUUGAUGCAAAAUCAAUUGUUGUCGAUACACAUUUCAAUCAUUUGCCAAAAGGUAGUUACAAAUCAGCUUUGGCCAAUGUUAAAGUCAGUGGCUCUGUUCCACAUCCAAUUGAACUAAACGUUGGCAUUGAUGAAUACUGUGCCAUCCAUGCUAUUUACAAUGCAAACUUUAAAUACGGUAAUGCUGGUGCGGUACAAUUAAAUGGUGACUAUUAUGUGGGUGAACCGGGUAAAAAACCAAACACAUUCAAAUUAACGGGUCAAGUGUCGGUGCCACAAAGUAAAUUGAAACAAUUGUCAUUCGAUACACGCGGUAGCUUCAAAUGUCCAGAGAAAAAAGAUGCAAACGGUCAAUUCGAAUAUGAAUUCAAAUUCAACAGCAAAUUGAAUGAAAAGAAUGUUGACAUCAAUACCAAUGGUAAAUUCGGUAAAGCAAAUGGUGAUUUAUCGCUCAAUGUAAAACUGCCCGAAACCGAUUCAGUCGCUCUUGAUUUGGACUACAGCUAUGACCGAAAUGCGGAACAAAAAUCACAUCACGGUGUCGGAAAUAUUCAGGUGCGUUAUGGUAAUGGUAAAAACAUCAAAUUCUCUGGAGAUGGUAAAGUGGUUGAGCAUAAGGAAAUCUCCUAUCACAGUUCAAUAAAUACAUCAUAUGAAAAGGCCAAGAGCUUUGAUGUUUCAUUCAAAAUAGUCAAAAAGGAGGAGGAUGCCUAUCAAACGGAAGCUGAAUUGAAGAUCGAUGACAAAAAAUACAAACUUUCAAAUGUUGUUGUUGCUUCACACUUGAGCCCAUCGUUCACUCUUGAUGUUUAUUAUCCACAAGAAAAACACUCACAGGUCGCUGUUGCUGUAAGCCGUAUUGCUGAUCGCAAACAUAAAUUGAGCGUACGCUUGGUUAAUAUCAAAAGCUUCCAAUUGAGUGGUGACGUUGAAUUGUCUUAUCAGAGCGUUGAGAACUUUGGAUUGAUCGUUGAUUUGGAUUCGGCCGUAUUGAAAGCAAAUAAAUUGCACAUUGACAUUCAUUCAAAACAAAGUGGCAAUAACAAAGGUAUCGAAUUCAGUGCAACUGAACAAAAUAAAAACAUUAUUAGCGGAACGGCCGAUUAUUCGGUGAAACAAGAAAAAGGAAAGAGCACUAUUGAAGGCAAAGGCAAUGUUAACUGGUAUGAUAAAUCAAGCGCACUCACCUUCCAAUUUGUACGCAGCACAUUCAAUCAAGCUGAAAACAAUGAAACCGGAUUUAGUUUGGUGUUCAACGGUCAAAUUGGUCCAAAGAAUGUUCAAGCCGAAUUGAAAGCCACCAACCGAGAAUUCCAUUUGCAACAAACGAUUUGUGAAUCGGACAAACCAUGCGUUCACUUAAAGGUUACAUCGAUUUUAAGCGAUGUUGAUUGGAAACAUUUCACUCACAAUUUAUUGGUUACAUUUAAUUUGCGUUCACUUGGUUUUCCUCAUGAAUUCAACUUGAAGGCAGAUACCAAACGUGAUGGAUACUUCAUUGAGCAUACAUUUGAUACACAAAUCCAAUCGGCCGAUCAAAAUAAAUAUCAAUUCAAUGCAUUCGUUAAACCAACAACGGCCGGUAUUGUGCUUAGCAUUCCAAAGCGAACGGCUGCUGUUGAAGCAACAUUUGCUUAUCCAAAAGAAUUCAUCGGUGUCUAUCAAGCAACUAUCACCAGCUACUUGGAUAAGAAAAACAAUCCAAGCAAACAUAGUACAAUCGGUUUCAAGGGUGAACUUAAACGUCCCGGCAAAAUGGUAUUCAUUGCAACCGGUGCUUUAGUCGCCAGUCAUCCAUCGGUUAAAGAAUUGAAAAUUAGCGGUGAAUCCGAAUUCAGUGCUGAUAAACGUUUGAUUAGCGGUAGUCUUACAUUUGACGUAUUUAAAAACACAAAUCAAGCUAUUGUUGUUUCUGCCAAGUAUGCCAAUACCGAUUCGUCAUCAAAAGGAUUCAAUCUUACAUCGGAAUUAUCAUUGAAGAGUCAAGGACUUGGCUUGAACUAUGUAUUCCGCGAGAAUGCUGGUGUUAGCUUUGGUCGUCGUGCAGUCUCAUAUACAUAUGAAUUCCGUGGCCCAACAUCAAAAGAACGGUUCGGCGUUUACUUGGUCGGCGAUCCAAAGAAGGUUGAUUUCAGCAUUGUUUCAUUCGACGAAGAAUUGGUGAAAGGUAGCGGUGAAGUGGAUGUUGCCAAAAAGACAGCAUCGAUUCAAUCAACCUAUAAACUAUUGGGAACUGAACCAAUUCAUUCGCAUGCCACCGCCUCAUUGAAUGCUUUCAAUGCAAAUAUCAAACAAGGAAAUUUCUUCUCAAUUCAAGCCGAUGCUGUUGCUGCCAAAGCAUUGAGCUUCAAGGCAAUUGGAAAUCAAAAAACACUAUUGAACCUCAAUGUCGCAUUGGAUCAAGCUAACUUUUUGUCAACCAACUAUGAUGUGAAUGACAAAGAACUCAAAGAAUUCUUGAAAAGUACUAGAGCCAAGCUUGCCGGAGAUGCAAAACAAGCUCGUAAUGAAUUCGAAUCACGUAUUAACCAAGCCAAAAACUCAUUGACCGCACAAGUGAACAGUGUCAAAGGAAAUUUGCCCGAUUUCUCGAAAUUGAAUGCCGACUACAAAGAAGAAUUCGAAAACUUCAGCAAUGACCUGUUGGCCGACAAAUCGAUCAAAGAAUUGGUUGAUCUAUUCAAACAAACGUACGAAACUCUAAAUAAAACUGUUGGCGAAUUGUUGCGCACUUUGAUCGAAAACUUCAAACAAGUCUCAAAAACAAUUAACGAAUUCUUCAAAGAAUUGUAUGAUGGAUUCAAUGAACGUAUUUUGCCAUCGCUUAAAGAAUCAUACAUUCACAUUGAACAAUCACUAUCAAGUGUAUUCGAUGAACUGUUCAGCUCGCUCGCACAUUUGUUGGAACGUUUAAUUGAAUCGCUCAAAAGAUUCGAAGAUGAUUUCAAAACAAUCGGAAAAUCGGCCAGCGAAUGGUCAAAGAAAGCCGGCAAAGUACUUGGUGAACAAUGUUCAAUUGUUCAACGUGAACUUGAAGACAUUUACAAAUUGAUUGUCGAUCAUCUUAAAUCGUUGCCAGGACUUGAAGUCAUCAAGGAGAAAUACAAUGAACUCGUGCAAAGAAUACCGGUUAGCGAUGCUGAAGAACUUAAGAAAUUGGCUGAAAAACCAUUGGCCAUAUUGAAAAAAUGGCUUGAGUGGACACAAGAGCGAUUACAAUCAUUGAGUGUUGAUUCAGCUGACGAUUACUAUGGAUUACCAUUUGUAUGGUUCCAGAAGAAUAUACACUACUUCCCAAAACUCACCACCAUGAAACUCAGCAUUUUGAAUUAUGUCAUGCAUGAACCAUUGCCGUCGCUUAAAGAUGUAUUGCUCACUUACCGUCCAUACGCUUUCAAUCCAUUGUAUUUGGUGCCACCAUUCCCGAUCGAAGGUCAUGUUGUCGAAGGUGAACACCUGUUCACAUUCAGCGGUGAUCAAUUGACAUUGCCAGGCGCUACAUGUAACUACGUACUUGCUAAGGAUAUUGUUGAUGGUAACUUUACUGUUCUUGCUAAAAUUGUUGACAAAAAAUUGCAAUCGAUCAGCUUGGUUGACAAGAGCGGCGAAUCAAUUGAAUUGGCUGCCAAUGGAAAAUUAACGGUUAAUGAUAAAGCAAACGAAUUCCCAGUUCUUGAGAAAUCAUUGUACGCUUGGCGAACAUAUUACAGUGCAAGCUUGUAUUCAACAUACGGUGUUCAAGUUUUGUGCGCAUUGGAUUUGAAGGUGUGUCACAUUACGGUCAACGGUUAUUACUUUAGCAAAUUGCGCGGUCUAUUGGGCAACGGUGGUUACGAACAAUACGAUGCCAAAUCGCUACCAAAUGGAAAGAUCUCAGAUAGUUCUUCACAAUUUGUCAAUGCGUAUAAAUUGGUAAACUCAUGCCCCGACGUAAGCAUUGAUGAACAACACAAGCAUUCCGAUGACGCCAAAAGUCCAGAAUGUGAAAAAGUUUUCGGUUCAUCAUCAUUGCGCUACGCAAGUUACAUUCUUGAUUCAAAACAAUAUUUCGAGGCUUGUGAACAUGCUGUAAAGAGUGCAGCUAACAAACAACAAGCUGCCUGUAACGUUGGUUUCGGCUAUGCUUCAUACGCACGCUUGCAAAAUGUUCCAGUCAGCAUGCCAGGUGUUUGCCAAAAAUGUGAGGUCAUUGACGAUAACAAAAGUGUAAAAUCGUAUGAAAUCGGUGAACGCUACACGGUGGAUAGUGGUAAAAAAGCUGAUAUUGUCUUUGUAGUCGAUACGGCAAUUGAAUCAAAAUCGCUUACCGAUUUGGUGCAACAUUUUAUCACCGAAUUGCGAAAACAAUUGAAAAAAGAAUACGACGCACAUAUCAGUGUGAUUGGAUACAAAAAGGGUGAGAAAUAUCUCAGCCAUUAUACAACCGAUGGAAAAUUGGACGUUUCAAAUUUCCACUUGCCUAAGAACUCGGAAUACAUGCCUAAAGAAGAAAAAAUUGUAUCGCUCAACUGUAAAUACAUGGAUCCAAUCUUACAAACAUUAUACGAUACAAGCAUUAAGAUUCAAGAAGAACUCAGUCUAUUGGCCGAUGGUCGUGCAUUCCGCGAGGCUCUUAACUAUCCAUUCCGUUCAAAUGCCCAUCGAUCAAUUGUUGCCAUUCGGUCAGACGUUCUACAACACUCAUCGAAUCCGAUUAAAUUGCUCGGCGCAAAGGCUGUCAAUGAAAUUGCCAAAGGAAUGGGUAUCAAUCUUCAUUUGCUUGCACCAACACCCGAAUUGAAAUUCAAUAACAACAAAGAGGUUAACAAUGUGGUUGGUUUCAGUGACAAACAAGUUUUGUAUUUGCCAGGCCAGAAAAAACACAGUGCGGAUCGUCAACAUUUGCAAUACGGUCUUGAUUUGGGAAUUGAUAUGGUUAGCGAAAAUCAUGGAUACGCAUUCAGUUUGACCAAUUACAAUGCACUCGAUGCACCGAACCAAAAAUCAUUUGUGAAAAUCGCCGCACAACAUAUUGCCCAACAAAUCACUAAAACCGAAAGUGUUCACGAAUGUGUUUGUAUUCCUCACCAUGGCCUCUUCCCACGGGAAUAUUGCCGUGAAACUGAAAGAAACAUCAAAAAUCGCAAAUAGAUAGACGAAGAUUGAUUUGUAAUUUCUGAGAAAAAAAACAAAAGAAAAAAUCUCAAAAAAAUGCCUUUUAGUCAGAUAAAUUCAUACAAUUAUUUUUUUGCCGAUGUAACAAUUAAAUUUAUUUUUUUUUCCUUUUCUCAUCAUUUUCUUUUUGUGUUUAAGUUCGCUUAGUGUCUCGUUUAUAAAGACUAUUGAUGAAAAUUGUAAUUAAACAAAAUCAAUAAAAUGAACAAAAAUGUUA